AUGGCGCCUCGACGGCUCGACGGCUCUAAAAAUGAGACGCUCACGCUGGUGCAGCAAGGACGCGUGUACGCUCAGGAACAGCUCGCAGCUGGCCGGACUUGCAGCGUAUUUGUACAGACGUCAAGCAUCGAGCAGGCAUCACGAAUCAGGAGCAGCGGAUUGCAAGACUUCUGUUGGGCGCCAGAGUUUUCUCCACGCCGUGGACGCAAGCAGUCUGGAUGCGGGAAGCUGCAGGGCACGUGCGACGGCGGCUAUAUUUGGCAUAGGCGCAAAGGCACCGUUGCAGCGCGAGAGAUGAAAUGCCAGCGUCCCCAGCGACUAAGUGCUGUUACUCGCCUCGUGACAAGUCUCAGCCCGCCGUCCUUCUACCCUCCACCAUCCGCUCGCUUCACCACACCUUCGCUGCCAAUAUUCGACUUCAACAAACGCUCGCUGCACCACAUUUAG
This is a messenger RNA of Parastagonospora nodorum SN15, 447 nucleotides long. RefSeq lists its product as hypothetical. Bases 1 to 447 code for a protein of 148 amino acids. The transcript has a single exon. The record is from RefSeq and is a predicted model, not a curated record. NCBI's taxonomy places the organism in Eukaryota, Fungi, Ascomycota, Dothideomycetes, Pleosporales, Phaeosphaeriaceae.